This is a messenger RNA of Phragmites australis (common reed), 1104 nucleotides long. RefSeq names its product VAMP-like protein YKT61. The transcript has 7 exons. The record is from RefSeq and is a predicted model, not a curated record. NCBI's taxonomy places the organism in Eukaryota, Viridiplantae, Streptophyta, Magnoliopsida, Poales, Poaceae. Gene Ontology annotation, molecular function: SNAP receptor activity. The coding region runs from base 152 to 787 and encodes 211 amino acids. Gene Ontology annotation, biological process: endoplasmic reticulum to Golgi vesicle-mediated transport. Gene Ontology annotation, cellular component: membrane; Golgi apparatus.
UUCUCGUGCAAGGGUAGUGCGGUGCGACCGAAUCCAGCAGAAAGAGGAAAGGGAGUGCUUGCUUCUAUUCCUACUCGGCUGCGAUCCCCGUCCAUCCAGCCGUCUUGGCGCAGCCACGAGAUCGUGAGCGUCGUAGAUCUCGCGGUGGGGGAUGAAGAUUACGGCGCUCCUGGUGCUGAAGCCGUCGUCCUCCGGCGCCGGCUCCUCCACGUCGUCCGGCGGCGGGUCUGGCUCGGAGGCUGUGGUGCUGGCGAACGCGACGGACGUCAGCCACUUCGGCUACUUCCAGCGCAGCGCCGCCCGCGAGUUCAUCGUCUUCGUCGCCCGCACUGUCGCGCAGCGCACUCAGCUCGGCCAGCGCCAAUCCGUCCAGCACGAAGAAUACAAGGUCCACUCGUACAACAGAAAUGGCCUUUGUGUGGUGGCAUUCAUGGAUGAUCACUAUCCUGUACGAAGUGCAUUUUCUGUUCUGAAUAAGGUACUUGAUGAAUACCAGAAGGCUUUCGGGGACUCUUGGAAAUCUGCUAGUGCAGAUGCAACUCAACAGUGGCCUUUCCUAACAGAUGCUUUGACAAAAUUUCAGGACCCUGCAGAGGCUGACAAAUUAACGAAAAUCCAGAGGGACUUGGAUGAAACGAAAAUCAUCCUACAUAAAACUAUUGAGAACGUCCUUGCAAGAGGAGAGAGAUUGGAUAGUUUGGUUGAGAAAAGCUCAGACCUCAGUGCCGCUUCACAGAUGUUCUACAAGCAGGCAAAGAAGACAAAUCAAUGCUGCACUAUACUUUAAACUCCGGCCCUUCAAUCAUGUUUGCAAGAAACAAAAACAAUCAAUAUUGUAUUACUGUACUGUAAGUGAGAUGGCCCAUGAAGUGUGGCUGCAAGGCUCGAGGUUGAAGCUAUUGAGGCCCCAUUUGGAACACAGUUUUUCUCCGAAUCCCGCUGUAAUUGAACUGUUGUCUCAUGAAAGCCCUGUAUAAUUUCUGUGAAAUUCUUGUGUUCCAAAGAGGCCCUAAAUUAUCAUUCUUUGGUGAUUAUGAAUCCUUGUGGUACCCACUAACAUCAUUUAUUGUACAAUAAAGCUUGCAUAGGUUGUUAAAUUCCCAA